Fusarium graminearum PH-1 is the source of this 333-nucleotide messenger RNA. RefSeq lists its product as uncharacterized. The coding region runs from base 1 to 333 and encodes 110 amino acids. The transcript has a single exon. NCBI's taxonomy places the organism in Eukaryota, Fungi, Ascomycota, Sordariomycetes, Hypocreales, Nectriaceae. The record is from RefSeq and is a predicted model, not a curated record.
AUGCCUGCCAUGUGGGACACCUUCAAAACUGGCAAUGGCCCCAGUCUUCACCAGCAGCCACCUCAAGAACUCAAGAACCGACCGUUCCUUCGCCAGAAUCACAGCUCUUCCAACGGACUGCCACAAAGUCGAUCGACCUCGAGCGCCCACAGCAAUCAAACCGCCAAUUCAAACAAGUCCCGUGACGACAUUUACGAAAACCAAACCCAUCUUCACGAAGAUUUCGAAAACCGACUCAACGGACUUGGCAUUCAAAACGGUCCUUUCAGAUACGAGAUUCGCCGUGGUAAGACAGUCCGAACACCAGACAUCUCGGGUCCACCACGUCUGUAA